This is a messenger RNA of Lobosporangium transversale, 2337 nucleotides long. RefSeq lists its product as hypothetical. The record is from RefSeq and is a predicted model, not a curated record. NCBI's taxonomy places the organism in Eukaryota, Fungi, Mortierellomycota, Mortierellomycetes, Mortierellales, Mortierellaceae. Bases 180 to 2093 code for a protein of 637 amino acids. The transcript has 7 exons.
UUUUGUUCCAAUUUCAUGAGCCCUUCCUUUAUUGUUCAUCAUCAUUUGACAUACAUCUUGUGCAACAGUCCAGAUGUGAAUAAAUAACAACGGAAGCUGUGCUUCUAAUUGUUUCACAUGUCUAACACCCUUAAUUCUACUCUUUUUUUUUUUUCUGAUAUCCUAAAAAGUAGCCCAUUAUGGACACCACAAACCAUAUCAGAGGCGAGAGAAAUGACGGAGGUAAUAGAAUGAAGGCAGUUACGGAACAGGAUAUAUCUUGGAUGGAAGGGAGCAGUGACAAAUCCCCUACAGCAUUUUUUGACAAGUUUGGUAUCUUCAGCUGUGAGGAAGGCCACCGUAGAUAUGCCACAGCUAUCCGCCGUUCUGAGAUAUGCGAGCAGGAGAGAAUGUUCUUGAUCAGCAACUUUGAAGUAUGGAAGAAUUCAGAAAGCCCCAUCUACUGGGAGCGUAGGAAUACAAAGGCGAUUGCGAACAAAUUUGCAUGGAAAACAGCAGGCAACAUGAUCAGAGGCUCUGAGCCGUUCGUGGAGAACAUUAUUAUCGAAAACGCCAAUGAACAGAGACAGUGCUUGUCUGUACCCUCCGAUGUAAUACAUGUCCCCAACACACCUCAUCAAGUAUUCGACACAUCGCAUCUUACUCCAAGCACUAAGUCUACAGGCAAGGACCAUACGAAGAGGACGAUGAAUACAACGAUGAGAGCUGCUCCAAUGAAGAGAAUAAGACUCCAAGACCCUUGGCAUGACUUGGCAGAUGCCGCCCUUCAUCUGUACAAAGGUCAUGCCGUCGAUCUUCCCUCAGAGGAAGCCAAGGACACUGAGAAGGAUCAUGAACGCCAAAAACUAUAUGGAUUGGCAUGGCGGCAUCUUAGAGAUGCCAAAAAAGCCUUGGAACAACAAAAUAAAGACAAGGAAGCACGCCUUCAUUUCCGUGAUGCUUUCGUUGCAUUGUCUGGAGUCUUCAAUUUGUACUCGCCAAUAGCAAGAAAAGCAUUGACCUAUGCUGAUCGUGUGGAUGCCAAAAGUCUUUGUUUGAUACCAGAGUUGGAGCACAGGGACAAGGAGCUUACGAAGUUGCUGAACUCUCUAAAGACUACAAAAACAAAGAAAUUGAUCUCAGUCCUGGAGGAUAUAUACUCAUUCCUCAGUUCUAAGCCCAAAUUCAGGCUCUUCCUACUUGUGCUAAGGAACAUCAUUGAGAACAUCCUCAACCCACACCAUGGCGAUAAUAGGCCCUCAGAGGCAGAUGCAUUGUUGAUCUGGGGCUCCAUUCUCAAAGAUGGGAGGCCAAAGGGGACGCCAUUUACAUUCUGUCUCGGUGAUCAGGCAAGUCUUGAUACUCGUGUGUCAAAGAGUAAGUUGGCAUGUGCUUUAAAUACAGGUUGUAGUGCGCGCAAGUGUGACUGUACUCUCUCGAUUGGAAAAGUUCAGUUUGGGAACGCUGAAACAAAAAGGGCAUCGACUCCACCUGAUGCGGUUAAAAUUCAGCUGCGAAAGAACAUCAAGAUUGCGCGGUCUGUUAUGCUUGAGUUGAGUAGAUUUGGCCUUGAUAGUCCUCCCCAGCUCUCUCUCCAUGGUCUCCAGGCUGAUGUUUUUCGAGUGGUACCAUGGAAAGGAGUGUUUGUUGCAGCGCCAGCAUGUGACCCCAUUGUACUGCCAACAAUGGAAGCAACCUGGAACCUCUUCAUCGAAAACACUGCCUUCCGUCUGAAGAAUCUACUUGAGUACUAUCACAACUAUGCAGUGGAUGCAAAAGAGAAGAUUGAUCUCUUCAAUUAUACUCAGAAGACAAUUGGACAGGAAGAAGAAGGGGAAGAUGAAGGAGAAGGAAAAGGAGAGGCGGUGGUGGGUGAUGAGGUUGAGCUUAUCGACUGGAGCGACGUCAUAUUCCACACACCUACAAAACCAAGAGCUAAAAGAUCAAUAGUCGGUGUAAUUAAGCCAGACAAUCGCCGCUUCGAGCAGAAACUACAGGAGGCAAUAACCGAGCUUGAGGAUGAUAACCUUGACAAUGAGGAUAAUGAUCUUGACAACGAGGACAAUGAUCUUGACAACGAGGACAAUGAUCUUGACAAUGAGGACGAAGAUUAGGAGCCCUACUAAAAAAAUAUAAAUAAAAUAAAAAAGGAAAGCUUUACGAUGCCUGUUGGAAGCGGGACUAUCAUCUUAUCAUAUUCUAGAGAGUACUACAAAGCAAAUACAUAAGUCCAUGCAGGUUUCAGGCAGAUCAAAUCCAGUUUUCUGUGCUCCCUGCUUGCAGAAAUCAACCGCUUAUUACAUACUAAGGAAGGAAAAAAAUCAGUAGAAAAAGAUCAGCAGACACCAUAUAUCAAGC